Molecule: messenger RNA, 568 nt
Organism: Lathyrus oleraceus (garden pea)
Lineage: Eukaryota; Viridiplantae; Streptophyta; Magnoliopsida; Fabales; Fabaceae
Product: protein NSP-INTERACTING KINASE 1-like
Exons: 1
Coding region: 20-568 (182 amino acids)
Source: RefSeq, a predicted model, not a curated record
UACCCUUAGAAAAAUCCUAAUGGAAAUUUCAAGAGGAGAAGGUUUUCUAUGUUUUGUGACGUUGUUCUUGUUUUUGUGUUCUACUAAUGCUUUGCUUUCUCCUAAAGGAAUUAACUUUGAAGUUCAAGAUUUGAUGAGUAUAAAAGCUUCAUUAAUGGAUCCUCAUGGAAUUCUAGAGAAUUGGGAUGGUGAUGUUGUUGAUCCAUGUAGUUGGAAUAUGGUUACUUGUUCUACUGAGAAUCUUGUUAUUAGUUUGGGAAUUCCUAGUCAGAAUUUAUCUGGUACAUUAUUACCAAGUAUUGGAAAGUUAACAAAUCUUCAAACUAUUAUGUUACAGAAUAACAACAUAACUGGACCAAUCAGUUCAGAGCUAGGAAAACUUUCCAUGCUUCAAACACUUGAUCUUUCUGAUAACUUCUUCAAUGGAAAGAUUCCUACUUCUCUUGGUCAUCUGAGAAAGCUUCAAUACUUGAGGCUUAAUAAUAACAGUUUUUCUGGUGGAUGUCCCGAGUCGUUGGCGAACAUGGCACAACUUACUUUUUUUUUAUUUGUCAUUCAACAAUCUUAG